Messenger RNA from Penaeus monodon (black tiger shrimp), 675 nucleotides. RefSeq names its product ankyrin repeat domain-containing protein 34B-like. Gene Ontology annotation, molecular function: protein binding. NCBI's taxonomy places the organism in Eukaryota, Metazoa, Arthropoda, Malacostraca, Decapoda, Penaeidae. The record is from RefSeq and is a predicted model, not a curated record.
GUCGAACGGCUCUGAUCUGGGCCUGCAGACGAGGUCAGAAUACGGUCAUCAAGGACCUGUUGGAAGCCGGCGCUGACCCGAACAUCCGGGACAAGACAGGCAGGGACGCACUUUCCUGGGCCACGAGAUACAAGAAAAAUGACUCGGCGGAACUGUUGCUCAAAUACUGCCCCGACCUCCGCCUUCAGGAGAGCCAAGCCUGUGGCUCAAGGAAGGUUCCUCGUCGCCCCACCAACACUUCAUCGACGUCCCCAUCCCCUUCUGCGCCUCCGACACCUCAGGACGCCUCAGCCACCCGCGCCUCCCCUUCGGCAGCCAUCAUCAGGGACUCCGAAUAUACCCUAAAAAUCCCAAGGACACGCCACCACUCCCUACGACGCAGGUGGGGACGACAACCCCGUCAGCAGACCCCCAAUUCAUCACGACGGCGUCCGUUACUCCGACCAGUGCGCAUUCAGACCCGAAGGAUAAUCCUCACAGCCCUCGAGUUUGUGGGUCUUCGCUGGCCAGUUCGGCGGGGAAGCUCGCGACUCAGGGCCUUCUGCUUUUGUGCGUGGCUGUUGUGUGUGCUCGGCCGUCAUAGGGAGUGCGAGGUAAUUAUUGGGGAAAUAGAUGCAUGUAUGAGUUAUUACUAGUCGAGUGUCGUAGUUUCUAUUAUUAUCAAUUUUAUUUAUU